Molecule: messenger RNA, 1474 nt
Organism: Solanum pennellii
Lineage: Eukaryota; Viridiplantae; Streptophyta; Magnoliopsida; Solanales; Solanaceae
Exons: 6
Coding region: 163-1098 (311 amino acids)
Molecular function (GO): nucleic acid binding
Source: RefSeq, a predicted model, not a curated record
AAGUACAUAUUUUGUAAAAUUGUUAUUACAAGAAAUCCUCAAAAUUCUUUAGCCUCUUUUCUUUCGCAAAAUUUUCUUCAAAAUCAAGUGAAAAAAACUGAAAAAAAAUCCAAGAAAAUUUCAGGGUUUUACACCCUUUACGAUUGUUGAUCAUUAUCCACAAUGAGUCUUACGGAAUUCGCUAUGGUAGAGGAACUGGCCUUUCUUAUCAAAGAUAAUCUUCCUUGCAAGCAUCUUAUCCUAUCUAUGGAGGAGACCCUAGUCAAUUUCCUUCUCGAUGAUACCAGUUCUGAUGGAAUCUUGGAGCUUGAACCAACAAAUCCAUAUAACCGCCUUCUCUUACAUCGUCUGGCUGAUAUUUUUGGGUUUUCUCAUCAAUCAGUUGGUGAAGGGGAAGAACGGCACUUGGUCUUGGAGCGUUGCUCAGAUACAUCAAUACCUUCCAUUCUCAUUACUGAUCUCCUUUGGCAGUAUGACGAACUCCAAUCUCCAAGGACUGUAGAUGUGAUAUAUAGAAGAAAAGAAAGUUCAGAAGGGUCAAAGGUAGAAGACACACCAAUACCAAUCAUUAACCUUUCGCUUGAGGAGAGGGAAGAAGCUUAUAUGGCUGCCCGGAAACGGAUUUUUUCUGUUGAUCAAGGCGAGACUAGACAAUGUAUGAAGGAUAGACCUCAAAAAGAUCCUACGGUUGCUCGUCGUAUGAUUGCACAUGCACUUGGCCAAAGAACCAGGCCAGCUAACCUAGAGAUCCAACAUGCAAAUGCUGAGCAGUGUGAAGAACAAUCCAAGGAUGUAAAUAUCCCGUAUAAGGAAGAAGGACUGACAAAUUUGGGCAAGCAGACUUGUACAGAGGUUAAAACUCCCCCUACAAAAUAUCCAGGUUCAGGUGGUAAGCCCAAAAACAACACAUCAAAUGGCAGUAGAUCACCACAUAUGAAGAAGAACACACCUAAAAACAUCGAUGGAACAGGUUCAUCGACACCAGUGAAAACAGACGUGAAGGUUCACAAAGAUAGUAUUCGUGAAGAACAUAUUGGUGCUGCUAAGAGAAUAUUUGCCAAUGCUCUAGGAUUUGCAAGAGAAGGGAAUCUGAAAUAAGGAACAUAAUGUAUUCUUCUUGAAAUGCUUGAAGACUAGCCCAGCCACACACAACCAUAGAAGUAAACGAAUGAUCUCGAGCACUUUAUGAUUCUCUUGUGAAAUCUGUGCCCACGAGGAAACUGAACGGUUGUAAUUUUGUACCAGCCCUUUGAUAGCUGCAUCGUAUAAGUACAGCAAGGAACUGUUGGAAUAUAGAAUUGAAAGCUACUGAAUCCAAGUUAUCGACAAGCUUGAGGUUGUAAAGUUUGUCACACUGGCCUAGUUUGUCUGCAUCAUCCUCUGUAGCCAGGGGCGGAGCUACUGUAACCCACUGGCUUUUCCGUAUAUUCAUAUUAAAAUAUCAAAUAAAACGUAGAUAUAAAUUUCUUGCGAA